This is a messenger RNA of Crotalus tigris (Tiger rattlesnake), 9025 nucleotides long. RefSeq names its product mediator complex subunit 12L (gene MED12L). The transcript has 45 exons. Gene Ontology annotation, cellular component: mediator complex. Gene Ontology annotation, biological process: regulation of transcription by RNA polymerase II. The record is from RefSeq and is a predicted model, not a curated record. Gene Ontology annotation, molecular function: beta-catenin binding; transcription coactivator activity. Lineage: Eukaryota; Metazoa; Chordata; Lepidosauria; Squamata; Viperidae. The coding region runs from base 322 to 6885 and encodes 2187 amino acids.
AUUUUCACCCCGGCGCUUGGUGCUUUUUGUCACCCAACGCCAACCUCGACGUCGCUCAGCUCUCCAGUGAUGUUUGUCUGCGCGUGUGGGGGUGUGACAUUUGCCUCUGUGGGCGGAUUGGGUUGCAAUCCUGCCGCAUCCUAAGCCGCCCUUUGGUCUCCCCGCGUACGUAUCUAUGUAUGUCUCCCACAGACCCGGGGGGGGGGGAGUCUGUCUGCCAGCCAAGUGCUGCUCCCUGGUGCUCAGAGGCUGCUCCAUCUCCAACUCCUCUCUCUCUCUCUCUUUCUCUCUCAUUCAUUUCGCCGGCUAACAUGAGAGAUCAUGGCCGCCUUCGGGCUCCUGAGCUAUGAGCAGAGACCUCUCAAACGGUCCCGUUUGGGGCCGCCCGACGUCUAUCCUCAAGACCCCAAGCAGAAGGAGGAUGAGCUAACUGCUGUGAAUGUAAAACAAGGUUUCAGUAAUCAGCCAGCUUUCUCAGGAGAUGAACAUGGGUCUGCUAGAAAUAUUGUUAUUAACCCAUCAAAGAUUGGUGCUUAUUUUAGCAGCAUAUUGGCAGAAAAGUUAAAACUUAAUACAUUCCAGGAUACAGGAAAGAAGAAAUUGCAAAUAAACGCUAAAGACAAUUACUGGCUAGUUACUGCUCGUUCCCAGAGUGCAAUUCAUACUUGGUUUGCAGAUUUGGCAGGAAAUAAACCUCUGACUUUCCUAGCAAAAAAGGUACCAAUUCUCAGCAAAAAGGAAGAUGUUUUUGCUUAUUUAGCAAGAUAUUCUGUGCCACUCUUGCGAGCAGCAUGGUUGAUAAAAAUGACUUGUGCCUACUACUCAGCCAUCUCUGAAGCUAAAAUUAAGAAACGCCAGGCAGCUGAUCCAAAUCUUGAAUGGACUCAAAUCUCUACCAGGUACCUAAGAGAACAAUUGGUAAAAAUUGCAGAAUUUUAUCACAUGACCACAAGCCAAGGCAAAAAUUCUGUAGUUGUGCCUCGUGAAGUGGAACAAGCUCUGAAGCAGUGGGAAUAUAAUGAAAAGUUGGCAUUUUAUAUGUUCCAGGAAGGAAUGCUUGAAAGACAUGAAUAUUUAACGUGGAUCCUGGAUGUCUUGGAAAAAAUAAGACCAGCUGAUGAUGAACUUUUAAAACUCCUCCUCCCACUAAUGCUGCAGUAUUCUGAAGAGUUUGUUCAGUCAGCCUACCUGUCGCGUCGCCUUGCUUAUUUCUGUGCCAGACGUGUCUCUUUGUUGAUAAGUGACAAUACUAACCUCAUAGCUGCCCAUUCACCUCAUAUUAUUAUUGGACCAAAUAAUCCUCCUCUGGCAGCUCCCAGCUCUUCUACAACUGGUACUGUAGUCAAUCCUGCUCAGCUUGCCUGUUCAGAUUUUCUUUCCUGCCCCCAACACCGCCCUCUUGUUUAUGGCCUAAGCUGUAUGCUGCAGACUAUAACUCUCUGUUGCCCAAGUGCCUUGGUUUGGAAUUAUUCUACAAAUGAAAGUAAAACCAUAAAUCCUGGCUCACCUUUGGAUUUACUUCAAGUUUCUCCAUCUAGCUUACCAAUGCCAGGAGGAAAUUCUGUAUUCAACCAGCAGGUUCGUGCAAAGAUUUUUGAAGUAGAACAACAGAUAAAACAAAGGGGCCAUGCUGUGGAAGUACGGUGGUCAUUUGACAAGUGCCAAGAAUCAACUGCAGGGGUUACUAUCAGCCGUGUUUUGCACACUUUGGAGGUUUUGGAUAGACACUGUUUUGAUCGUUCAGAUUCUAGCAACUCAAUGGAAAGCCUUUAUAACAAGAUUUUCUGGGGAACCCAUAAUAAGGAUAACCAGGAGGUUGCACCUAAUGAUGAAGCUGUUAUAACAUUGCUUUGUGAAUGGGCUGUGAGUAGUAAAAGAUCUGGUAAGCACCGGGCAAUGGCUGUAGCUAAACUAUUGGAGAAGAGGCAAACUGAAAUUGAGGCAGAAAGAUGUGGUGAAAUUGAAAUCAUAGAUGAAAAGGAGUCCAUUUCUUCAGCAUCAUUUGCUGGAUCUAGUCUCCCUGUUUUCCAGAAUGUUCUCCUUAGGUUUUUAGAUACUCAAGCCCCCUCCUUACCUGAUCCACACAGUGAACAUGAAAAAAGUGAAUUUGUGAACCUAGUGCUGCUUUUUGGUGAAUUUAUACGGCAUGAUGUUUUCUCACAUGAUGCUUACAUGUGCACUUUAAUAUCACGUGGAGAUUUAUCUGUCACUGCAACUUCUAGAGCACGUUCACCAGCUGGGGAAAACAUGGAUGAGCACUAUUCUAAGGAACAUGAUGUGAAACUUGAGGAACAUAGUCUUAUGGAACAAAUGUAUAUUGACUCAGGAACCACUAAUAUUUUUGAUGAUGUAGACAAGAAUGACUUUAAGACAGACUUUGGUUCGGAAUUUCCAAUCUUUUCUCCAAUGCCUGGGGAGUCUUGUGAAAAUCUGAAUUCAAUACCAGUACAAGACAGAAGACCUUCAGUAAAUAAUGAAAAGUCUACAAAGAAAGAAAAAGUAAGGGAGCUGAUUUUUCCAUCAAAUUACCACCUUCUUCGACAUUUGCAGUAUGCUACACAUUUUCCUAUACCUUUGGUAAAAGAUGACAGCAGAAUAGCGGCAGACAACAACAUCGAGCUGCCAGUGUCCAAUUUUGGAGUCAGAAAAUAUUUUAAAAGGGAUGAAUCAUCAAGUCAUGAAUAUAACCAGCGCAUAAUACUUCUUUACGGAGUUGGAAAGGAACGUGAAGAGGCAAGGCACCAAUUAAAGAAGAUUACCCGAGAUAUUCUGAAAAUCCUAAAUAAGAAAAGCACUUCUGAAAUGAGCGGUGCUGAUGAAGGACCAAAAGUCAGGAAGAACAAGCAAGAUGUAUUUCCAACUUUAGAGACUGUAUUUACAAAACUUCAGCAGCUCUCAUACUUUGACCAGCAUCAAGUGACAAGUCAGAUCUCCAACAAUGUUCUGGAGCAGAUUACUAGUUUUGCAUCAGGAACAUCAUACCAUCUUCCACUAGCUCAUCACAUAGAAUUUAUCUUUGAUCUAAUGGAACCUGCUUUAAAUAUUAAUGGACUUAUUGACUUUGCUGUUCAGCUGCUGAAUGAGCUGAGUGUGGUGGAAGCUGAACUACUACUGAAGUCAUCCAGCCUGGCAGGAAAUUACACAACCGGACUGUGUGUUUGCAUUGUAGCUGUGCUAAGGCAUUAUCAUCCUUGCCUCAUUUUGAAUCCAGAUCAAACUGCUCAGGUUUUUGAAGGAUUAUGUGGUGUGAUCAAACAUGUUGUCAAUCCAUCAGAAUGCUCUUCCCCUGAAAGAUGUAUUUUAGCCUAUUUGUAUGAUCUCUAUGGGUCCUGUAGCCAUCUUAGAAGCAAAUUUGGAGAUCUUUUCAGUAGUGCCUGUUCAAAGGUAAAGCAGACUAUAUAUAGCAAUGUUCAACCUUCAAAUUCCAAUUUGUUAUGGGAUCCUGAAUUCAUGUUGGAUUUUAUUGAGAAUCCCUCUCUUUGCAACCUUAAAUAUUCAAUGUUGGGCAAGAUUCUGAGUGACAAUGCACCAAGUCGCUAUAGCUUUGUGUGUAAUGCACUAAUGAAUGUCUGCAUGGGCCAUCAAGAUGAAGACAGAAUUAAUGAUAUUGCCAACUUGUGUGCAGAGUUAACUGCUUGCUGUACAGUGCUAAGUUCAGAGUGGUUAGGAGUCUUGAAAGCCCUUUGCUGUUCUUCAAAUCAUGUCUGGGGAUUUAAUGAUCUUCUCUGCAGUGUGGAUGUGAGUGAUCUGUCAUUCCAUGAUUCAUUGGCUACCUUUGUUGCAAUACUGAUAGCUCGUCAAUGUUUUUUCCUUGAGGAUGUAGUUCAACACGUAGCUCUUCCUUCUUUACUUACAGCAGCUUGUGGGGAUCCAGAUGCUGAGCCAGGGGCAAGAAUGACUUGCCGGCUUCUUCUACAUCUCUUCCAAACACCCAAGAUCUCCCUUUUGUCAAGUGAAAAAUGUUUCCCAGGAAUUCGAUCAUCUUGUGAUCGCCGCCUUUUAAGUGCUGCUCACAACAGCAUAGAAGUGGGAGCAGUAUUUGCUGUUUUGAAAGCAAUUCUUAUGCUUGGAGAUGCUGAAAUUGGAAGCAACAAUAUUCCCUCCUUGAAAAAUUCAGAUUACUCAGUACAAAGAUUACUGGAAGAUCUAAAUGAUGAUGAGAUAUGGGAAGCUACUUCAAAGACUUUGUAUGGAAAAGCCAUUUCCAUAGAAACUGCUACUCUCAGUGAAUAUGCUAGAUAUGUACUAAGAAGCAUUUGUCAGCAGGAAUGGGUGGGGGAACACUGCUUAAAAGAACCUGAGAGGCUAUGUACUGACAAAGAUCUUAUCCUGGAUCCAGUUCUCUCCAACAAACAAGCACAGAAAUUGUUGCAGCUUAUCUGUUACCCUCACAGUAUUAAAGAAUGUUUGGAAGGAGACAAUCCUCAGAGACAACACAUCAAGCGCAUUCUUCAGAAUAUAGACCAGUGGAUUCUUAGACAGUCAUGGCUGGAACUUCAACUAAUGAUUAAACAGUGUCUGAAGGAACCUGGUUCUGGGUCUGUGGCUGAAAUGAACAGCUUGUUGGAUAAUAUUGCAAAGGCGACAAUUGAAGUGUUUCAGCAAUCUGCUGAUCUAAACAAUAACUCUAACUCUGGUAUAGGCCUCUUCAAUCCAAACUCUCUUGGAAAUGCUGACACACAUAUCACAAGGCAGAACUGUAAAAAGACAUUCCUAAGCUCUUCUGAAAGACAAGGUGUCUGGUUAGUGGCUCCCCUGAUUGCAAAGCUGCCAACGUCUGUUCAAGGUCGAGUCUUGAAAGCAGCUGGAGAAGAACUAGAGAAAGGCCAGCACUUGGGAUCAUGUUCUAAGAAGGAGAGAGACAGGCAAAAACAGAAGAGUAUGUCUCUUCUGAGUCAGCAACCAUUCCUGUCUUUGGUACUCACGUGUCUCAAGGGACAGGAUGAACAGCGUGAAGGGCUUCUAACAUCUCUACAAAAUCAAAUUAAUCAGAUAUUAAGCAACUGGAGGGAAGAACGAUACCAAGAUGAUGUUAAAGCAAGACAAAUGAUGCAUGAAGCAUUACAACUCCGUCUUAAUUUGGUGGGUGGAAUGUUUGAUACAGUGCAAAGAAGUCCUCAAUGGACCACAGACUGGGCACUUCUACUCCUUCAAAUAAUAACAUCAGGGACAGUUGACAUGCAAACCAAUAAGUUUGUUGAAUUAUUUACAACAGUGCUUGACAUGUUGAGUGUGCUGAUCAAUGGUACUUUAGCUUCUGACCUCUCGAUGGCAUCUCAAAUGGGAUCUGAAGAGAACAAGAGAGCAUACAUGAAUUUGGUGAAAAAACUCAAAAAAGAACUGGGUGAUAAAAGUUCAGAAAGUAUUGACAAAGUUCGUCAGCUCUUGCCAUUGCCCAAGCAGAUGUGUGACCUUAUUGCCUGUGAGCCUAUGGGAUCUUUGAUUGACACAAAGGGAAACAAAAUUGCUGGAUUUGACUCCAUAGAUAAGAAACAGGGGCUCCAAGUCUCAAUGAAACAGAAAAUAUCUCCAUGGGAUUUACUGGAAGGCAAUAAGAAUCCAGCUCCAUUGUCUUGGGCUUGGUUUGGAACGGUUCGCAUUGAUAGGAAAGUGAUAAAAUACGAGGAGCAGCAGCAACUUCUGCUUUACCACACCCAUCCUAAACCUAAGCCACGAAGUUACUACCUUGAACCUUUACCUCUUCCUCCUGAGGAGGAGGAGGAGGAGGAGGAGGAGGAGGAGGAAGAUCCUACCACUCCUGCAUCUCAGGAACCAGAAAGAAAAUCAGCAGAGCUUUCAGAUCAGGGAAAACCUUCAGCAGAUGAAGAAAGAAAGGGGAAAGGCAGGAAAAGGAAGACAAAAGCAGCUUCUAAAACUGAUGAAUAUCCUCAGAACAAUGGAUGUAGAAUGGCUUCUAAUUUUUCAGCACUUUGUCCUCAAAUGUUGCAUCAUCCUCAGUCUGCUUUGUGGGGCUACAAUGUUAUAGGACAGCCCCAACAGUCAGGUUACUUUGUCCAGAACCAGCCUCUUCCACCAGGUGGUUCCAGAUUGGAUCCCACAGGGUCCUUUGUGCCAAGCAACACAAAACAAGUGCUCUCUAACAUGCUGCAGAGACGUUCCAGCAAUAUGAUGCAUCCCCCAACAAUUCACACUAUUACUUCUCAUCAUCAGCAGCAACAAUUGCUUCAACAACAGCGGAUUCUAAGGCACCAGAGCCAGGGUCCAACAAUUGAACAGGCUGCUAUUUUUGCUCAACAAGUCCGCCCCUCUUCUUCUCAGCUAACACAAUAUCCAGGGAUACAGCAAUCACAGACAAUUCCCCAUGGCUAUACAAUGUAUAGUACUCAGAUGUCAUUGCCACCUCAACAGACCGGGGGUUUAGUUCUUUCACCUACCUACAAUCCUAGAUCAUUACAAGCAACUCAUUCCAGUCCAGUUUUAAUGGAAAGGUUAAGGCAGAUGCAACAGCAACCAAGCGGGUACAUUCAUCAACAAGCAGCAGCCUACCUUCAGCCUUUAGUAGGCAAUCAGCGUUCCGUUCACGAGUCUUUGCAGCAGAAUCAUUUGGUUGGAGGGCCUCUGGAUGCAGUAUCAGCCACACCUUCCCAGGCAAAUCUUUAUUCUGUCCAGGAACAGAUGAGGCAGAGGCAACAGCAGAUUCGGCAACAAAGAUUCCUUCAGCUUCAACAGCAACAGAAUCAGCAACAAAUCAUUAGCCUUCAAGCAAUGCAGCCUCAACAACAAUCUUUUUUCCCAAGACAAGGUUUGCAGCAGACACAGCAGCAACAACAGACAGCUGCUCUUGUCAGACAACUCCAAAAACAGCUGUCAAGUAACCAGCCCCAGCAAGGUGUGAAUCCAUACAGUCAUCUUCCACACUUCUAAACCUGAAAGAUGUCAGAAAGAGAAAGUAUUUGCACUGAAGAACAAGGAGAGCAAAAUUUGUUGCACUAAUUACUCCCCCCAUUUGUGUGCGUGCGUGCGCUAAUAAUGUGAAUAUGUAGGAAAUAGAUGAUUUUAUGUUAUUGUUUAGCAAAUUACAGAAAUAUAAAUUAUGUGGGACUUAACCUGUGGCUGCAAAACAUAUGGAUUUGGUGCUUUAAGAUUUUUUUUUCAAGAGGGUGAAAAGUGCUGAAUUUCUUUUUGUGCAAAAAUAAAUUUUUUUUUAAAAAAAAAAACAAAAUCCUUAGUACUGCACUGGACCAAAUGUUGAGUAAAAAGACACCUUUAUUUAUUUGUUUAUAUAUUUAUUAUUUAAUUUUUCUCCAGUUGCUAAUUUUUUGUCAACUGUAUAUUUAUAUAAGAAUGCCAUAAUUUUUUUUCAUGUCCUGUGCUAAGCACAUUGGACUACAAACAUACUCCACAAUUCUUGAUCCAGCCAUAAUUUAACCAUAAUAAAAUUGCUAAAUUUAUUUUUCAAUAGAAAAUCUAUGGCGAGAGACAUGCAAAGAAUCAAAAUGUGAUUUCAACACCUAAAUUAUCACUGUACAUCUUACUCAGAGAAAAAAAAUGUUAGCUGGUGUUGUCACAGCUGAUUUACAAUGUGACUUACCACCCAUACACUUUCACUGCUAACAUUUGUGACAAUUAUGCCCUUUCUUCAAAGAAUUAUAGCUUGCACCUUUAGAUAGAUAAGAAGAAUUGUGUCUUUCAGAUUGCUUCCUCUGUUUUCAGAAACACUGUCAGAGACAGACUCCAGGAUUUUCAAAACAUGGAGUAGAUAUUAAGAUGUCCUUUUGCUAUUUUUUAGUCUAUGAAUAUUCCAAAAUAAUUUCAAGAAUUAUUUCAAUUUUUCAAUAGGUAAUACAAAUGAUUCUGACUAAUGUGAAGAGAUCUGUUAGGAUUAAUGCUUUAGUAAUAAUACAGCACUCAACAUGCCAGAGAAUGUAUAUGUGUGUUUGUAUAUGAAGAUAUGCAUACAUGCAUUUGUGCACAUAUGCGUGUAUGUGUGUUUAAAUGUGCAGGUAUAUAUCUAUAUGUAUGUUUCUAUAGAUGAGGAAUAUUCUAUAAAUAAGAGCCCUGGCCUAUACUUUAACAUGUCAUAGGCUGUUGAUAUAAGAGGUCUUCUAGUCCAACCCCUUAUUCAAGCAGGAAACCUUAUACCAUUGCAGACAAAUGGUUGUCCAAUCUCUUCUUAAAAACCUCCAGGGUUGUUCCACUGAUUUAUUAAGUGCAGAUCCAAAGGAAAACCAAUAACUGAAUGAUAUUUAUGUCUCAUAUGGAGGAGUUUUAAAAAACUGCUAUAUAAUGGCAACUAAUAUAUUAAGGAGGCAUGCCUAGAGUGUUAGCUUUGUGAGGAGGUGCAUUUUGUAAUGAAUCAUCAAGUAAAAAACUGAUGUUAUACUGUAGAAUCAGUUUUGGUCAUCGCAGUGGUAGAGUCCAAUAUUUACCAACUUUUCAAUUAUUUAUAAGAACUUGGCUUUAGUUUCUGAGCCUUAGAAUAAUGGCUUUUUAUUUUGUAUGUUAGGUAUUCAGAAGUUAAAAACAUUAAUUUUAUUUAUGUAAAUACAUUGUAUUUAUAAAUUUGCUGCACAAGCACAACUAUAUUAUUCAACAAAUUUAUAUCUGAAAUAGAAACUAUUUUAACUUUGUGGAAGUGAUAUUUGCUCAUAUUUGGGUAAAGAAUAAAUAGAAGAAACUGUUUUGUGAAUUUUGAGUAUUUUUAGUAUUAGAUGAACAAAUUUUUCAAUGUGUUUCAUGUAGGGCAUAUUUAAAAAUAUUUGAGACUAUUUUAUCACGUAUUCUGUCAAAACUAUAAAUUUCCUUGUGAUAGCAUUACAGUAAGGAUGACUAUGGAUGAAAUAAUAUCUACUAAUCAAAUCAAUCCAUUGAUAUAGAAUAAAAUUUGAACUGCAACACCAAGCCAUUCCUAUCUUCUCAUAAUGAUAUGAGAAUAUUUAGGGUAAUAAAUACUUCUGUGAACUACUAUGUACACUGUGAAAAUAUUUAGGUUGCACAUUGUGAAAAAACUUUGAACUUUCUUGUAAUUUGAAUGUAUAAUACAUUAUUUACAUUUGAAAUGAAA